GGGAAUAACAUCAUCUUUUUGUUCCAUGGCAUUUUAUGGUUACACAAAUCAAUGAUGAAACAUAUUCACGUGACAUGUGAUUUUCUAUAUGAAAAGGGCUUUGGGAUUCUUUUUUCCCACGUUAUUUCCAUUUGUCAUUUUCAACUCAUUUCACACUUGCCAUUACUGUGACAAUCAGAACGACAUUCAACAACGACAACGACCAUGUUAUCCUACAUUGCAUCUGCCCUCACAACCAUUAUAGACUACUCAUAUUCCCUCGUUUUUGCAUCCCCGUCUUCCCCCACAUCACCAUCAAGCACAUCGCCACCGUCACCUGAAUCCCACGACUUUUACAAGGCCCUCGAAGCAACACUCAAAGAAAAGAGCUUCAAGGGCAAACUCCUCCAACACCAUCCUCUCGACCAUGAAGAACACGAUUACGUGCCGCCAGACAUGACCACACGGACACCCAGUACGGCAUCCUCGUUUAGUGAAGACUCGGACUUGAAGCGCGUUGCGUCCGCUCCACCUGCCUAUGGAGGCAUGAAAAUGUACCAUCCACCUUCAAUUCCACUGGCAAUGAAUGCUUAGAGCAAGCAAUAGUUGUGAGGAGGAGAAAGAGUUUAUUAAAAAAUAUAUAUAUAAAAUGGUGAUCUAUACGGAUGGUUCCUCUUGUUUGAGC
Molecule: messenger RNA, 664 nt
Organism: Spizellomyces punctatus DAOM BR117
Lineage: Eukaryota; Fungi; Chytridiomycota; Chytridiomycetes; Spizellomycetales; Spizellomycetaceae
Exons: 1
Coding region: 205-573 (122 amino acids)
Source: RefSeq, a predicted model, not a curated record